UGAAGGGAGUAGUAUCGUCAUCUAAAGGAUUACACACCAAACUACGUCAAGCUGCUCAACGGAAAAAUGGAGUAACAAAAGAACGCAAACAGUUGAUUAAAAUGGGAAAUAAGCUGAGAGCUGAAUUGUUGAAAUAUAAAGGAGGGAAAAAAUCGCCUUCAAUUGAGGCACGUCAAUCGUCCAAAGAUCCGCAGAAUGUGGCGCAAACAUCCCGAUCCCAACUACGGGGUUUGGAACAGUUGCAAUAUGAACUAACAAGCAAAGAACUGCAUGCAGUAUGCACAGAGAACACUAGCGAGGAAUAAUGAUCAGCAUUCGCUAUCUCCUCGCAAAAAAAAUUCCGCGUCGGCCCAAAACUUCAAAAACACUCUUCAAACACGGAACUCGCAGAAAAAGCAGGCCUACCGGAAUCGUCUACUGUUCGUGACGAAAUCGUCUCGCCAUGGCAACCUUCGUUCUCAUCAGACGACCGCGCGUCGUUACAAGAUGUCUGGAAACUACUAGACGAGGACAGUUCUGGAUUAACCCAUCGCGGGGACGAAGUCAGCAUGUCUCAGCUUCGGGAAAGUUUCUCAACUACGGACAGUUUCACGGUCAAAGGUCAGCCUAGUCACGUGCAUCUCAAGCCAGAGUGUUCCAAGGCUGCGCUGUCUGUCAAGGCAGCUGGGAAAUGGACACUCUCCCAGGAACAUAAACAAAAUGAAAUCGAGAACGGGACAAAAAUGUUGGUUCUUUGGAAAGAUACAAAAUCCAAGAAAGCAACCAAAAGAAAAUUCCCUGCCGAGAUUGUAAAGAUAUCAGAUGACAAAGACUGGUUACUCAAAUACAUGAGAGAAGAUGAUUCUCCGGUUAAAACAGGCAAAGGUUUCCGUGUUAUAAAUGAUAGCGACAGUGACACAGAAAGACAGCAAGAACCAGCUGCAACGAAGAGGCAGAAAGCAGCAUCUAAAAAUGCUGAGCAAUCAAAGCGAUCAACCAAUCUGGCUAACAUGAUAAAGGAAAGAUACAGGAAGGAAAGUCUUAAAUUAUUUGAUGACAACAGUGUAUGUGAUGAAGAUUGCAAACAUUUAAGAGAAAAUAGAACGCUUCUGGCAACAAUCAAACACCUAAAAAGUGAAAAUGAAAGACUUCGGGAACAAAUCGAAAGUAGUGAUGAUUUAAAAGUUUCUUUGAGAAAACUGAAGAAGUAUGUUGCAUCCUUGGAAGGCUUUUCAAACCAAGCACCAAAAUUUGGUUCACAACAGAGCGUACGAGCAUACGAGCCUUCCGCAAGAUUGUCUCCUUUGACAACCAUGGAUCAUGGAAGAUCGUCUCCUAUCUCAUGUGUGUCAAGCUCAUCAACCAGAUCUUCUCCCACAUCGAUGAGUGGUUUUUCAGAAUUUGCUACAGAGGAACCAACCGUAAUUGCAAUUAGCGAAGACAACUUGUUGAAAGACAAAAGUAAGGAAAUACAAGGCUGUGAUGAUGACAACUAGGUCCAGGAGUUAGAGAAGGACACAUAUGCUUCCUCAAAAAUUUGUGGAAGUGACGAACAGUCUGGAUUGGCUGAUGUUAUGGCAGAUAAGGUUGUUCUGGGACCAGGCUUGUCGAUUUCAAAGAAUGUGCUUCAACGAAUAAAGACGAAGAAAGUAGGAUCAUUUGUGGCAAACCUGAUGGGAGCAACACUCACAAGAGAGUACAUGGCGACACACAGUUACAAAGGGCAGAAAGGGAAGAAUGGGCAAACAAAGCCAAAGCUUGAUACAAACUACACAGCUUCCCUAAUAAAAUACGCCAAGAGUGUAAGAUACACCGAACUUCAGCGGCCUGUUAUUGACGAGGACAUUGUCAAAGCUAUCAAGUUUAAACUGAACAAUGAGGAACAGGCGUUCAAAAAGCAACAAGAAUAACAGUAUUA
Molecule: messenger RNA, 1897 nt
Organism: Dendronephthya gigantea
Lineage: Eukaryota; Metazoa; Cnidaria; Anthozoa; Malacalcyonacea; Nephtheidae
Exons: 9
Coding region: 549-1475 (308 amino acids)
Source: RefSeq, a predicted model, not a curated record